GGGGCGCCAGAGGGAGAGAGAACGUCCUCUAGCUGUGUGCAAGGACACGGCCCUGAACGGUAAAACAGCUUUACUGCUGUUUCAAGCAUCUUGCGGGACGGGGAAAAGGUUCAUCAAUCGAUUUGAGUUUCGACUUUGGGAUAAGUGCGUUUUUGCGUUUAUACACUGAAUUGUGAUUGACUGAAUUAAGUUUUCAAACGUCGGCGUCUCACGAAUUUGAAGAAGUUUCCAAAAGUUUUCCAAAACUGCAAACUCCAGUCGGACGACAGGAGAGGAGAUAAUAUGAUUCUUCAAGGAGACCAGCUCCCUCUCCAAUAAGAUCAUGGAGUCUUACAUCCGUGGAGGAUGGUGGCGAUGGAAGUUCCGUAACGUCCUGCCAGUUGCCCUGCUGUUGAUGUCCGUGCAAAGACAAGCAGUGUUGAGCUGUAGUAACUCCAACUGCGUUGUGGUGCUCAAGGACUCCCAGGGUACAUUCAACUCCCCCUGCUACCCACAAGAUUACCCCAGUAGUCAGGCCUGCAAGUGGACUCUGCAGGCUCCAGCUGGAUUCAUUGUGCAAAUAACCUUCCUCGACUUUGAGCUUGAGGAGGCCCUUGGGUGCAUCUACGACCGCAUCAUUGUCAACACGGGCAACCAAGAUGUUAAGUUUUGUGGCUUAACAGCCAACGGACUGACGCUAAACUCCACCGGCAAUGUGAUGGAGGUGUCAUUUAACUCAGACUUUAGCGUCCAAAAGAAAGGAUUCAGUGUCAGUUACAGGCAAGUUGCCGUGGYGCUAAGGAACCAGAAGGUCACAGUGUCCAACGGCGCAGGCAAAGUGGUCCAAGUCUCCAACUUGGUGACCAUACCUACCCUUCAGCAGUUCACCGUGUGCUUUGAGAUAGCCCAGCCCAACCAAAAGAGCAAGGAGACUAUCUUCUCUUACACCUGGCAAGAGAACAGCAGUGGUGAAGAAGCCCUCAGCUUCGGAAAUAACCAGGAUGGAGUGGCGCUGGUCAUGAGUAACGAGACAUGUCUGCUAGACUCUAUCCUCAAYGCCUCGGACUUCACUUCCACCAUGAAGCAAUUCUGUCUCACGUGGGCCUCCACCACAGGCAAAGUGACCCUCUACUACAACAGCAACUACAGGGUCAAGACGUGCUCCAACACGAUUGGGUGCUCGGUGGGGGCUGGGGGGCUCUUCAGGCUGGGGUCCCAUAGCAGCUUUGAUGGGACCAUCUAUAACUUCCGCCUGUGGGAUUACGCCAUGAACAUGAGACAGCUGGUCGCCCUUACCUGUGACGCCGUCGGCAACGUCAUCGACUGGGACAACAGCUUCUGGGACAUCCCCUCUUCACUGGCACAGACGGACAGCACGCUGAGCUGCAUCUGUUUCCCACAUUGCAUACACUUAACAACGGCUGCUCCAUCUAGUGGUACCUCUGUACCCGUCAAUACAUCACAGACCACCAGCUGUGCCUCUCCUGGACUGGGCUGCCCAGCAACAUUAACUUCCACCAGCUCAUCCAUUGUCACCACUAACAUGAUUGCUACUAAUUCAACAACCCACGUUCUCUCUGCUACCACUUCAUCUGCCACCACUACUAGCAUGCCUCUAUCUACCAGCUCAUCAACUGUUCAAACCACUACCACGACCACUACUGCAGCUACAACUAAUGUGCCGACAUUACCCAGCACAACCACUGCAGCCGCUACUAACACAACUCUAUUCUACAGCACAACCAAUGCACUGACAGCUUCUGCUACAACCAUUGUUUCAAACCCAGCUACAACUAACUUGCCUACCACUAACAACACAGAGCGUGUAACGACUACUCCCCCAUUAUCCCCUACUACUAACACCCCAGCUAACAUCACCACUACCCCGGUGUCUGAAGCCACUACUACCCCACCGUCCUCGACUAACAUGUCUCCUACUGUCAUGUCCACUAACAUCAUCAAGCUGGAGGGUCUUUUCUACAGGAUCUCCUUUGUUGUCAAUGACAAGGAGGCCAAACUAACGGAGUCUGAUGUUGAGAAAACUGUUGCACAAUGGCUCAAUCAAACAUUCCAAAACUGGACACAUGUGGUCUAUGUCGAUCAUUUCAGUAUCCAGCCUAACAGUGACUCACAGCUUAAGAGGAGUGCCAGUAAAAAAUUCACUUGCCAGGCCCUGCUGGUCUAUCAGACCACCACCAAUGUGACCCUGGGAGAAGUAGCCAUCUCCACCAGGAUGGUGGGAAGCAGCCCUAACAUUGGCAAUGGACUGGAGCUAGAAGCUGUCGCCGUGCAGUCUGUCGAGAACUGCCCGGAGGAAACUCCCCUCCAUUAUAUCUGGCCAGAGAGCAGACCAACGGUCACUCAGUAUGUCCCCUGUUUCCCCAACAAAGACCAGACUACAUCCAGAACAUGUGAGAUCAGCCGCCUGAAUUACACAGCGUUUUGGGUCGGCCCAGACCUCAGUAAUUGCACUGAUAUCGAUUCCAUCAAUGUUUCAGCAGAGAACGCUGCUGAAGUUGCCGACCAGCUUGCUGACAUCACCAACAACGAGCUCUCCACAGACGAGGUGUUCAAGGUGGCGAGAAAGGUUAAUGAGCUGGUGAAAGUGGCCAAGAUCAACACCCCUCUGGCCAAAACCGUAGUUAGCAUCCUCUCUAACGUGAUGACCAGCUCUGUGUCAGCCCUGGCUGUAGCCUCAGAGAGGACAUUGAAGACGGUGGAUGAGCUGGUUCAGAAGUUAGAGUUUGAUGGGCCUUCAGUGAGCAUCACCUCUAAAAAUCUGGCUCUGGGCAUCUCAACACUGAACCAUGGCAAGUUCAACGGGACCUCCUUCAGUGCCUUCAUACAACCCAACACCACAGACCUCCAGAUUGACUUUGAGUCUAACCAGCUGAAUCCCCUGGCUCAGGUCACACUGCCAGCUACUUUGCUCAGAAACCUGACCGACGCUGAGACCGCUGCCAUCUCCAGGAUUAACUUCAUGUUCUUCAGCAAGAUAGGACUAUUCCAGGAUGAACAGGACGGGUUGUCUCUUAACAGCUAUGUUGUGGCCAGCAGUGUGGGCAAUUACUCCAUCAGUAACCUGCAGGAUCCCGUGGAGAUUGAGAUAGUACACCUGAACUACCAG
Salvelinus sp. IW2-2015 is the source of this 3106-nucleotide messenger RNA. Its product is annotated as adhesion G-protein coupled receptor G6. Gene Ontology annotation, cellular component: membrane. NCBI's taxonomy places the organism in Eukaryota, Metazoa, Chordata, Actinopteri, Salmoniformes, Salmonidae. Gene Ontology annotation, molecular function: G protein-coupled receptor activity. The record is from RefSeq and is a predicted model, not a curated record.